Mangifera indica (mango) is the source of this 2709-nucleotide messenger RNA. Its product is annotated as disease resistance protein RPP2B-like. NCBI's taxonomy places the organism in Eukaryota, Viridiplantae, Streptophyta, Magnoliopsida, Sapindales, Anacardiaceae. The transcript is spliced from 2 exons. The record is from RefSeq and is a predicted model, not a curated record. Bases 460 to 1665 code for a protein of 401 amino acids. Gene Ontology annotation, molecular function: protein binding.
UCAAGAUAUUCUAUGGUAAAUCUUAUUUGUUUAAUUUAUUUUUCAUUACAGAAUAUUGUAAAUUUAAAACAUAUUAAUCUCCGUGGAUCCAAGCAUUUAUUCAAAUGUCCUGACCUUUCAUUGGCAAAAAAUCUUCAGACUCUGGAGUUAGAUGGCUGCUCAAAUUUGGAUACGGUACCAAGUAUCUCAUGUAAUGUUGAAGUGUUAUUAUUAGGUGGAACUGCAAUUAGAGAAUUGCCUUCGUCAAUUGAGAGUCUAUCUAAAUUAUAUCUUUUGGCUAUUGACAAUUGUACAAGGCUUGAGAGUCUUCCUAGCGGCAUGUGUUAGUUGAAGUCUCUUCAACAACUUUAUCUCAGUGGUUGUUUGAAACUUAAUAGUUUGCCUGAUGAGAAAGGAAAAUUAGAAGCUUUGAAUACACCUGAAGUUCGUUUUACUGGUAUAAGGGAAUUACUACCAUCCAUGGUAUGUUUGAAAAAACUCAAAGGCCUCACUUUGAGGGGAUAUAAUUUUAAGGAAUGCGUGGAUUUGAUGUUGUCUUGUUUAUCAGGUUUUCAAUUUCUCUCAGGUCUAGAUCUAUCUAAUUGUUGUAUCACUGAGUUACCCAGCAGUCUUGGCGAACUAACCUCACUACAGAGUUUAAACAUAGGUUUCAACAAAUUUAAGAGCAUACCGGCAAGCAUCAUAAAUCUUUCUAAAUUGUCCUGGCUUAAUGUACGCGGCUGUGAUGUGCUUAAAUCCUUUCCAGAGCUUCCAUCGAGCCUCAAAUAUUUAUAUGCAUAUGAUUGUUAUUCACUUGAAUUAUUGUCUAGUUUACCAAUUUCAUGGUCAACUGCAUGGGGGCUUGAGGAAGUUAAUUUCAGCAAUUGUUUUAAACUGGACCAGAGUGUCCUAGAAGGCAUUGUGAAAUCUGCUCCACAAAAUAUUCAGCCAAGUGCAACUGAAUCAUUUGGUUACGGUACAAAUGGAAAAUGGAUAUUAUAUCCUGGAAGUUCAAUCCCUCAGUGGUUUACCUUCCAAAGUAAGGGAUCAUUUAUAAAGUUGCUACCGGGCGGUUUAAAUGGUGACCUAGUAGGUUUACUUUUCUGCAUUGUUAUAUCACCCCGAGACCAUCAUGAUGAGGUGAAAGACUUCAACGUUAAAUACGAGUUGCAUCUAAAAUCAGAUGGUGGGCAAUAUGCGCAAAAGGCCGAGGGUUCUUGGAACGUUAUGGAGACUCCAGACUCAGACCACAUAUUCUUGGGUUACGAAGCUUCUUGGUCUGCCCAAUUCUGUUUCAAUAGUGAAGUUUUGUUUCAAUUCUAUAUUGAAGAUGAGGAUUUUAGACGUCUUGAAUGUUACGAAGUGAAAGAGUGUGGUGUCAAUGUUCUACUCUACCUUCAAACUAGUAGUGGACCAAUGAAAGAAUCUGUCACAAGUUUCAGCUCUGAGGAAAAUAAAGAGGAUCAACAACACGCUGAAAGAUUGGAGUUUAGGCAAAUAACCAAGCAAGCACAGAAAAGCAGAAUGAGAGUUUCAGCGUUUCGGAAAUGGUUUGGUUUCCGAAAGGCCCCAAAAAUGUUACAAAACCUUUCAGAGGCGUUUCGACAAUUUAAGAAAGAUAGAAAACGCGUUGCAGAAUCUCGACAAUUUGAGAACAAAAGGAAACGCGUUUCAGAAUUGAUAUAAAGUAAAUCCCCUCUCUUUCGUUGCUGGUUUCUGUAGGUUCUGCUCUCUUGGGUUUUAUGUAUUGCUUGUGGCGAUUCCAGUUCUGGAUGCUGUGGAGAGCUGUAUCGUUGUCUGCUGUGUGAUCUCCUUACUGUUGCAUUGGUGUUGCUGGGUUUUGUCAAGUCAUCUGUGUCAAUGUCCUCCUGCUCUGCCUCCGCUCUGCUCUAUUGGUGCUGUCUGGGGGCAUUCAGCUUGCUGCUCUGCCUCUGCUGGUGCUGUAUCAAUGUCCUUACUGCUGUAUGAUCUCCUUACUGUUGGUGCUGUCUGGAAGCUUUCUGCUUGCUGUGGUGCUGGUGUAGCAGCUGUGAAUAUGUCAUUUUUUCUGGUGUUGCUCCUCGGUUCAACUUGAUGCAAUGGAAGUUGCAGUUGUUGUGGUAUUGAAUGCGUUGUGCUGUUUCUGCUGGUGCUUGUUCUGCUGGUGCUCGCUUUCCCUGUUGGAUGCUGACUCUGUGUUGAGGGAAGGCUCUGAAAGCUGGAAGUUUCUGCAUUGUCGUGUCUGUUGUGGUGCAUUAACCUUGGUCACUCUCUGAGCCUGCUAGACAGUCUGCUGUUCGGGCUAUCCAGAGUCUUGUAGCCUGCUGUUUUGCCUAUUCUGGAUCUGGCUGAGUAUGGCUGCUGAUUCUGGAAUGGUGCUGCAGAAUUUGGUUGUGUAUGGUUGUUGGAAGUGCUACAAAUUGCUGGCUAUUCCUUGUUGGCUGUUCAAGAGUUUUGGAAAUGCUGCGUGCUGCUUCCUGCUUCCCGUUUAAUGUUCUUGCAGGGGUGGAGCUAAGGGGGUUGCUGUUCCUCAAGAGCUUGGCUCAUAGGUUUGUUCCUGCUGCAAUGGCUCUGCUUUCAAUAGCUAUUGGGGCUGCCUUUGGGAUCUGCAGGGUGAUAAUUCUGAUGUAGUGCCAUGUACAUUUCCUUUAGUUUGUGUUUCUCCAUUUUGGUUGCUGGUUUCCCAUGAGUCUCAGGGUUUAUGACUUAUUGUUCAUUUGAGAUUUGUGUAGCAUGGGCAUAAGUUGGUUC